AUGGAUAACGAAAUUCCACAUCUUAGUCCUUCAGAUGGAAAUGUCAUGAAGCGUUAUUACAAGGCACUUAAUGGAAACAAACGUUCUUUAACCGAAGCCGAGCGUGAACUUUUCGAUUGUAGCGAACUUCUUUGUGUCGAAUAUUAUGACCUUACAUUGCAUCAAGAGCAAGAGAUCUUUAGUCGUGUGCAGCUUGGUGUAGCAUUAACGCCUGCUGAAAAGCUUCAGGCAAUCAGCAGCCCAAUGGCAGAUUUUGCACAUACAAUUUAUACACAGCAUCCAUCUAUUUCUGCCAUUAUGGAUACGAAACGUGCUCGCCCCUUCCAGCUUAUCACCCAAUCUUUGCACAUGAUCGAGUGUGAACCCGAUAAAUUUAACGCAACACCUACGACGAUUACAAAAUUCUUGAAAGAGGAUCGUGAAGUACCCGAUUCUCUUCGUUCUUUAGCGAAUCAAGUUUAUAGAACAAUCGAAGAAAUGAUUGAGGAUGACAGUGAAUUGUUCCAUCGUGAAAACAAGUUGGCUCCGGUUGAAUUCGUUUUUCUUACUUAUAUGAUUGCAAAGUACCCCGGACUCCCAAUCUUUCAAUAUCAGAAUCGUCUUUUGGCUAUGAAGAAGCAUGUUCGCGCAAAACAUGACGACAUCCGUUUCAACAAUAAGGUCUACGACACAUUGAAAAAGUUUAUUGACAAUAUGGAAUUUGAAUACGCUGCCUCUCACAACACUCCCGCAACGUAUUCUCCCCCAGUUCAAACAUUCGAAUCACAACAAAUCAACCCUACUCCUACACGUUCAAGAAAGAGGGUGAAACACGCUGCUGAAUAA
This is a messenger RNA of Acaulospora colombiana, 825 nucleotides long. NCBI's taxonomy places the organism in Eukaryota, Fungi, Glomeromycota, Glomeromycetes, Diversisporales, Acaulosporaceae. The record is from the annotation of a GenBank genome assembly.